Molecule: messenger RNA, 321 nt
Organism: Thelazia callipaeda (thelaziosis nematode)
Lineage: Eukaryota; Metazoa; Nematoda; Chromadorea; Rhabditida; Thelaziidae
Source: the annotation of a GenBank genome assembly
AUGAAUCUAACGCCAAUUGCGGAUGUAAAGCAUAAGAAGAAUAGCGGUGUACAUCAGUACGUGGUUGACUACCCUCGGUAUUGUGAUUUGUGUAACCAUGACAUGAAGAAACUAUCUAAUCGUUUUGAAUUUGCACAGCAUUUGCGAGCAUUACACAGUACCAGGGAAGGUGGAUCAUUUAUUUGUCGAUAUGGACCAAAUGGUGUUUGUCAAACACUACCACUAGAAGGUGUUUCUGACCAUGAUUAUGAAGCUCAUAUUCGAAAAUUUCACUCUACUAUUGGUAUGAUUAUACAUUUUAUUUCAGAAGAAAUUGAAUAG